AUGGAGAUGAACGUCGGCUUGCGGGAUCUGCCGAACACCGACGAAGGCCAAAGCUCCUCUCCACUGACUCCAAAACUGGACGGCGCCUUGACCGAAAGGCCGACUUCACCCUCUCGUACUCGCACGAAACGUCUGACCUUGCCGCUCUCUACGCCCGCUUACCGCCUCGGAACUCCCAGUCAUGUGUCGGACGCUUUCACUAAGACGACUGCCCUCUUCAGCGGCAUUGAGGCUAAGCCUGCGGAUGGCGACAAGUCGGAGGUAGAAUACCAGAUCAGCAUAUGGAUGGGCGCAAGCCUGCGGAAGAAGGCAGAGCUUGCUCGGAUGGCUGGCCUGUCGGACAUCACGUCGGCACUCAUCGAGCCCGCCUUCGUGGUGGUAGGCCAUGAGUGGUACUUCUACCUCGUGUAUCUGCAACCCACUGGCGCGGUUCAUGUGCUUGAACACGGCUCCUGCUCAACCAACAGCGUUUCAGGGGUGUUCAAGAUCCUUAGGGUAUUGAGGAAUGUGAUCGAGUAUGGGCUGGAGGGUUUCGAAAGGGGGACCGGAAGCGAAGGUUGGAUACUGGGGUGGCUUCUUGGGACCGGUGCUCGAGAAUGCAAGUGCUGCGACCCCUGGAGACGAGGUCACAUGGAUAGGAAGUACCGCGGCGUCGCAUGUUACUAUUUGACGAUAGGUGCGGAGCCGGGCUUGACUACUUGCAUGAACCGUGGAGAACAAUACAUCUUGUAUUAAGAGUCGUGCG
This is a messenger RNA of Trematosphaeria pertusa, 745 nucleotides long. RefSeq lists its product as uncharacterized. Lineage: Eukaryota; Fungi; Ascomycota; Dothideomycetes; Pleosporales; Trematosphaeriaceae. The transcript is spliced from 2 exons. The coding region runs from base 1 to 735 and encodes 244 amino acids. The record is from RefSeq and is a predicted model, not a curated record.